Messenger RNA from Dracunculus medinensis (Guinea worm), 216 nucleotides. NCBI's taxonomy places the organism in Eukaryota, Metazoa, Nematoda, Chromadorea, Rhabditida, Dracunculidae. The record is from the annotation of a GenBank genome assembly.
AUGGGUAGAAAGGAAUGUUAUUGCAGUCAUGCAUUCAAUGAAGCUAUAAUUGGUGGUUUUGUGGUAGGAGUUCUUGCUGUCAUUCUGCUCGUUAUGUUUAUUGUAUAUCGAAUGCGGAAAAAAGAUGAAGGAAGUUAUGCACUGGAUGAACCCAAACAGCCUCCCCAUUACUCAUAUGCUUAUCAGAAAGCUCCAACAAAAGAAUUCUAUGCUUGA